CUCUGAGUCAUCCCUUGGACUGGAGUGGUUGGUGCCAUUGAUAGAAAAACUGCUGAUUACCAUCCACUGAGCUGAGUCGCCCCCUGCUUUUGCUCGCUUAAGAACGACUGGAUUUUUUCAAAGGCCCACAUCCCCUGUUGAUAAGACUCAACCAGAAUCCUCAAUACUAUAUAGGAAACUCAAUCAGUCGAGCUAGAACCAUCAUGAUGAGUGACCAUCUAAACGCGACCGGACUCACCGCAGAGGAGUCCAGAAAAUUAAAGUCUCGCUCGGAACGCGAGGACGAAAAAACCAUCAUUCGUUGUCUCAAAGAGCUUUACAGCUGCAAGCCAUCGGAGAAAUCCUACGAGAUGUAUGCCGAAAAUGCAACGUUCCAUGAUCCACUGACGAUUGCGACACCUCUAUCGAUGAUCAAAUCCCAAUUCAAUGGGAUGCCGAAGAUGUUUAGUAGCUCGACGAUCGACAAAUUCGAGCUCCUUGAAAGCCCGCCAACCUUGCCAAGCCCACCCGGACCUGAUCAAUUCACUGUGAUCAAUCAGGAUGUUACAUAUUAUCGGGACGGCAGUAAGUUGAAGACUUUGAACUCCUUGAUCACUUUAGAGAGAGAUCCUAAGGGAAAAGUGAUCAGACAUACUGAAGAAUGGUCUCAUGAUAAGGUUACUGAUAAAUCGGAUGGGUUUAUCGGUCAAUUAAAUGAGUGGAGGAAGAAGGUGGCGGCUGAGGUGAUUGCUAAGUUGGUUCCAGAAGAGCCACCCAAAGAUACAAAAGAAAAAUAGAAGUCAAUGUUUGUCCUCAGCUCUAAAAGAACAAGCAGUUCAAAAUAGCAUUGGAAUCGAUUGGACAAUUAAAACAAAUCAUCAUGACUGUGUAAUUAUUUAUCCGAUGCCAAUUUAACUUCUCCUGCGUCACUUAAGCUUAUCUCUUAAGUCGGCCUUUCGCCAGAUCAUAGAACCCACAUUUCCUGAUCAAUCAAGGCUUGGAAUUCUAUGAAGGAAUCGU
Molecule: messenger RNA, 999 nt
Organism: Puccinia graminis f. sp. tritici CRL 75-36-700-3
Lineage: Eukaryota; Fungi; Basidiomycota; Pucciniomycetes; Pucciniales; Pucciniaceae
Exons: 6
Coding region: 204-776 (190 amino acids)
Source: RefSeq, a predicted model, not a curated record